AUGAAGGACGUUCAUAGUCUGAGUAUUAUAGGCCAACGUACUUUCGACAAGGACUCCUUUGGUUAUGAUCGCUUAGGCGAGAUUGCCCAGGUUGCUGAGCAGGCGUUAUCCGUCAAUGCAACAAAUUUUGUACGUCACGAUCUCGAGAGGCAGGUUGAGGUUAAUGACAUUUUGAGUCAAGAACUUGCACCUGUAGACCCGACCCAGCAAUAUCCACCUCCAAGACCUCCGAGGCGUUCGCGCAGGUCUCAGCGUGGGCAUGGGAGGCAAGAGACAAUCACGCCCACACAGCCACAUCAGUCCUCCCAGCAUCAGCAGUCUCAUACCCCCUUCACUGACGGUUCAUCCCAUCAGUCUCCACUUAUGUUUCCACACCAUUCUUCUCAACAUUCAUCCCAUCAGUCUCCACAUUCUCCACAUUCUCCACAUCAUUCAUCCCAUCAGUCUCCACAUCAUUCUUCGCUGACCCAACCGGCGUUUUACCAUCCCAUUAUGUCUCCCCAGCACCAGCAGUCUCAUUUUGCCUUCACUCAGUUUUCCUCCCCUCAGACUUCUCAGCCUCAGUUUGGAGAUUCUUUUAUUGACUUUUCUGGGUUCCAGCAAAGUUCUCUAGAUGUUCAGUCGAUACAUUACACGAGUAACUUUCUUUCGAGUAUAUUCGAGGGUAUUGCAGGGAUCGAGUCAGACUCUAGGGACUCCACCGUUGGCUGUGAGUAA
Messenger RNA from Oldenlandia corymbosa var. corymbosa, 717 nucleotides. Lineage: Eukaryota; Viridiplantae; Streptophyta; Magnoliopsida; Gentianales; Rubiaceae. The record is from the annotation of a GenBank genome assembly.